UUGGGGGGGUUGCGGGAUGUUGGUUGUUUAGGAGCGAACAUGGACGCCAAAGGAUAGCACCCUUUUCCCUUUCUAACCCAAAUAGAGAGCAGUUCUCUGUGUUUUUCAUUUUUAAUAUAAAUAGGGAGCGAGAGGAGCCAUGGCUCGACUGAGUCCUUCAUGAAGGACUUGGUUAAAGUUUGCUCCACAAGUCUCGGACCUGAAGGGAGGACGCAGGAGACCCACAACAGGGCCACCGGGAACAACAUGCUCCUGGCCUCCGCGGUGGUGGUGUGGGAAUGGCUGAACGAACACGGGCGGUGGCGGCCCUACAGCCCCGCCGUCUCCCACCAGAUCGAGGCGGCCGUCCGGAGCAGCGACCCCCGCGGAGGGAGCGUGGUCCUCGGCCAGGUGGACAGCAGACUGUCGCCCUACAUCAUCGACCUGCAGUCCAUGCACCAGUUCCGGCAGGACACAGGAACCAUCCGUCCGGUCCGGAGGAGCUUCUAUGAUCCCGCCUCGGCCCCGGGUCAGGGCUGGCAGUGGGAGUGGGAGAACGACGCCGGCACGUGGACUCCGUACGACAUGGAGGUGGCCAUCGCCAUCGAGAGCGCCCACAGCCGGCAGCAGGCCUGCCUGGACCUGACGCCGCUCGGCUUCUGCUACCUCAUCGACUAUAAGAACAUGACCCAGGUGAACAGACAGAGCCAGAGGUGUCGCAGAAUCCAGCGCCGUGCGGACCUGACCUACCCGCUAGUGGCCGGCCCGCUGCCUCUACCCAAAGGAGGUGGCGUCGGAGGAGGCGGGGGGCUAACGGGAGCUCUGCUCGGCGUUGGGGUUUCGGGGGCCAGCAUGGGAGUUGGGAGUUAUGUCACCUCUAAUGGAAGUAUACCAGUUCCCAGUCUGGGCCAGCCCUGUUCCUGCCAACAGUGCAUGCUGGUCCUGAGUGUGAAGUCCAGUAUGGGAGCAGGGGGAGUGGGGGUCCAGACUCUGGGUCGGCGCUCAUUAACCGUACAGCGACCGAAGAACUCGUCAGCCCCCAGCUCCAAACCUCUGAGUCCAUCUAAAUCUGCCACACUGGGCCGGGGUCAGCUGCAGAACCUCAGCUACUACCAGACGCUGCCGCACGGCCUCGCCAUCACCAAGAACACCGCCACGGCCCGACAGAACGCCCAGCUCUUCGCCCAGUCGCUCGCCGCCCUCACCGUUGGCACCUCCUCCAUGACCGUCUCGGCCCCGUCAAACAGACCACCUCCCCCGUCCCUCCCGCCGCCGCAGCCCCCUUCCUCCAACCCUCCGUCCAUCCCCCCCAAACUCUCGUCCUCCGCCAACGAGCCGGUGCCGACCGCCACGUUGGUCACCCCCGCCAGCAGAGUUACCACGCCUCCCUCUCCAGUGCCAUCGCCGUCGCCGAUGGUGAUGAAGCCGCAGCGCGCGCCGACGGUGUGCCACGCCCCGUUACCGCAGCGGUCGAGCCUGGCCGGGUUGAGCAGGCCGGCGCUGCAGAGGAUCGCCAUGGCUCAGUCCAGAGCACUGAUUGCAUCCGGCGUUCCCACCGUCCCAGUGAAAAAUCUGAACGGAUCCAGUCCGGUCCAUCCGGCGCUGGCUGGGAUUACAGGAAUCCUGAUGAGUGCUGCCGCUCUGCCAGUGUGUCUGACCCGGCCUCCCAAACUGGUUCUGCAUCCUCCACCCGUCAGCAAGAGCGACAUUAAACCAGUGCCAGGCUUCAGCCACUGCUGCAGUAAAACUACCAAGAAACAGGCUCGAAAAGGUAAAACUCCGGAGGAGGUGGUCAAGAAGUACCUGCAGAAAGUCAAAAGUCCACCAGAGGAGGACUGUACCAUCUGCAUGGAGCCUUUGGGGGGACCGUCUGGGUACAAAGGUCCAGGUGUGGGUCCAGUUUCGAAGGCGGAGUCCGUGGGUCGGUUAGCCCAGUGUGGACAUCAGUACCACUUCCAGUGCCUGGUGGCCAUGUAUAAUAACGGCAACAAGGACGGCAGUCUUCAGUGUCCCACCUGCAAAACCAUCUACGGCGUGAAGACGGGCAACCAACCGGCAGGGAAGAUGGAGUACCAUGUCAUCCCUCACUCUCUACCGGGUCACCCCGACUGUAAAACCAUCCGCAUCAUCUACAACAUCCCACCUGGGGUUCAGGGACCAGAACAUCCGAAUCCAGCGAAGCCCUUUACCGCCAGAGGCUUCCCGAGACACUGCUACCUCCCAGACAGUGAGAAGGGACGCAAGGUUCUGAGGCUGCUCCUGGUGGCGUGGGACCGCAGGUUGAUCUUCUCCGUCGGCACUUCGAGCACCACGGGAGAGUCCGACACCGUCAUCUGGAAUGAGGUCCAUCAUAAAACCGAGUUCGGCUCCAACCUGACGGGCCACGGCUUCCCCGACCCGGGACACCUGGACAACGUCCUGGAGGAGCUCCGCGCUCAGGGCAUCACCGAGGAAGAUGCACUAGUGGAAAAGUGAGAAACCUAAUCGAAGAAGAGGAGGAGGAGGAGGUCCUGGACUGAGGAGAAACUCUGCCAGCACUUAGAACCGAGUCCAGAUGUGGACGUUAUUUUUGUUUUGGGGAGCUAAACGCCCGAGAGGAUGAGCGUUGACGUUCAAUGCAAGUUUGUUCAGACGUCAAAACUUUGAAGCCAAUGGAGGAGGAAGGAGGUUUGCGAAAACAAAAGUACAACCAGACUAAUGAGGAGGAGGAGGAGGCCAGUGGCUCGUAGUUUUAGCUACUAAAAAAACAAGAGUGAGAAUGAGUUGGUACUAACAUCCAGAAUGAAAACAAGUUAACUUUACUGAGAGAGAAUUAAAGACGGUACAAAGCAGCAAAAAAUGGGAUUAAAGAGGGAAGAAGAAGAAGAGGAGGAGGAAGAGGAGGAGGAAGAGGGUAGCAGCUGGAGUGGAGAUGGUGUACGGAUGUAGUUUAGGAUGGCAGGACAGUAAAAAUCACUUGUUCGGUACUUUUCCCGGUACUUUCUUUGUUCAUGGCCUUCGUGUUUGUGGGGAUUCUGCGCCCCCUGCUGGCUGUUUUGAGGCGCUGCAGCUCCCAAGAGUUAUUUUUAUUUUAAUCCUCAUUUAUUCAUUCAACCUUUAUUUAAACAGGUUAGUUCCACUGA
Nematolebias whitei (Rio pearlfish) is the source of this 3101-nucleotide messenger RNA. Its product is annotated as E3 ubiquitin-protein ligase DTX1. Gene Ontology annotation, biological process: protein ubiquitination; Notch signaling pathway. The transcript has 12 exons. The record is from RefSeq and is a predicted model, not a curated record. Gene Ontology annotation, molecular function: zinc ion binding; ubiquitin protein ligase activity. The coding region runs from base 160 to 2454 and encodes 764 amino acids. Lineage: Eukaryota; Metazoa; Chordata; Actinopteri; Cyprinodontiformes; Rivulidae. Gene Ontology annotation, cellular component: nucleoplasm.